This is a messenger RNA of Bufo bufo (common toad), 1362 nucleotides long. RefSeq names its product MyoD family inhibitor domain containing (gene MDFIC). The transcript has 5 exons. The record is from RefSeq and is a predicted model, not a curated record. NCBI's taxonomy places the organism in Eukaryota, Metazoa, Chordata, Amphibia, Anura, Bufonidae. Bases 311 to 1057 code for a protein of 248 amino acids.
CGGGCUGACAGGAUGGGUGUGGAGCGGUGCAGUCACUGGUUACAGGACAGCUCUCCUCGUACCUCACAGCGGCAGAAGUGAGAGCACCUCUGUACAGUGAGGGAGGCGGCAACUGCCCAAAACCUCCUCCUUUCUCGGCUGACUCCUGCCGCCUGCCACAGGGGGAUGAUUUUGAGUCUCCGGAAAUGAUGAAAAUAAGGAUUGAAAACGAGAGAGAAGAGUGAGGGAAGGAGAGAAAGUUUCUUCAGUGAGUGCUUCCUCCAGACUUGUCUUUGGUUACAUUUGUGUUUCCUGCGGAGAGACCUGGCAGAUGUCCCAAGCGAAAGAACCUUUUUCUCCAGGGCCUACAGGGCCCGAACAAGAUACUUCAGCUAAAGAGAGCCUGCUGAUCUCCCUUCCCUUGGAAAAAUGUGAAAAGAACAAUAUGGAUGUGGAAAACACAAAUGAAAGUCAGUACUUCAAGAAUAAGGGUGUACAAACAGAUUUAGAAGAUUGCUCUAUGUUGGCGAAUAAGUCAGAUGCCAUUAUAAAAACCCAACCUCAGAGUCUGCCUCAGCCAAAUAUUUCAGCACUGGAACAGAGCGAGGAAGAAACUGGCAAGAUACAAAAUGGUCAUGUAGGUCUGAGUAAUAUCAAUGGAAUCCACAAUGGGGUCAAACAUAUUGCUGCAGAUCAUAGAAAGUUAUCAGCUCCUGUUUCUCAAAAAAUGCACAGGAAGAUCCAGUCCAGUUUGUCUGUGAGCAGUGAUGGCAGCAAAAAAAGUAAAAUGAGUUCAACAUAUUCUCAAAAACCUGGCGCCUCACCAGAAGAUUGCUGUGUUCACUGUAUCCUAGCUUGCUUAUUUUGUGAGUUUGUCACACUCUGCAACAUAGUAUUGGGACAAGCUUCUUGUGGCAUCUGUACUUCUGAAGUCUGUUGUUGCUGUUGUGGCGAAGAGAUGGGAGAUGACUGCAACUGCCCUUGUGAUAUGGAUUGUGGAAUAAUGGAUGCCUGCUGUGAAUCUUCAGAUUGCUUGGAGAUUUGCAUGGAAUGCUGUGGAAUUUGUUUUCCCUCAUAAAGCAAACUGACUUUGAUCUUCAAAAACUGGAGUUUUUAUUUCAAUUUAAAAUGACUUUUAGAUUUCUAGAACUCUUCCUUUUUGCACUGCUAUUUUUUAUUUUAUAUGAAUUACUGGAAAUUAAAUUUGUACAAAAAAAUGGAAAUAGAAACAGGUAAGAGAAUUUGUAUGCUGCCCACUUCAGCUGUUGCAAGUGAUUGUUAGGAUCUGCCAUCAUUUGGGUUCCCAGAUAAAUGGCCACGUUCAGCUGUGUAGGACAGAGUUAUAGCACCUAAAUAGACCCUGGACAGCAGUGGCGCAGAGCA